UCCUCGGUGUGUGGUUGUGGUGCAGUACCGUGUGCAGGACAGUGCGACUGCCGAGCCAAGGGUUGUUGAAUGUUGAUGUGGUAGUGUCGAUUUGUGGUGACCAAAGCUUGGUGGUGCACAAUGUCUAUUUCGGACCCUCUUAUAAAGGAGCUUAAAGGCUACAUUCUUGAAGCAACUAAAACAGGCUUAAGUGAACCUGUGAUGGACACUCAAGCAUUUCUCCUUCCUCUCUGUGAAGUAUUGGAAACAAUCUUUCGCAAAGGCCUGAAUCACACUGUCCACUCUGCGUUUGGCCUUACAAGACGAGACUACUGGUCAUGGGUGGAGAAAACUACACAGAUGUGUGCAGGGCUUGACAACAGUUACAAGCAAAUUGUAGAAGCUGUAACAAACAACACAUCUGUGUCAACACCACAAGGACGAGGAAGAUUGUUCAUUAGACAUGCUUUGAAAAAUAAGUGUCUUCAUGUACCAGUUGAAACUAUUGUGCGCAUGAAAUGCAACAGUGGCAUAUACGAAGAAGACUCCAUAAUUGGGAAUGAAAUCUUGGGUGAGAUCUUUCUCAGCCUCCUCUAUCAGUGCUCACACAUCAGUUUUGACCUGCAGCUAGAGAAUGCCUCUUUCCUGGAUGAAACUUGGCAACUCCCAAUUUACCAGGAGCAUGAACUUGUUCCCUGUAUGGAUCUUGGAGUGUAUCUUGGUCAUGUGAGCGGAAGAGCUGUGGUUGUGAAGGUGGAGGAAGGGAGUGUUGCAGCAGAAGAUAACAAAAUAGAGGUUGGUGACGUAAUUGAUGAAGCAUUUGGGACAUGUAUUCAUGGCUGGCGCCGGGGUCGGGUGUCUGCCUUGUUGCGCCAAAACCGAGGGCUUCCUGUGUCACUCAAAGUCAUUAAGGGCCACUACAGUAAUGGUACAGUGUUCUCUGGAGUGGUACCACUUCUACGCCGUCUUCAUCUUGAUAUUGACAGUUUAGAAGAAAAGUUUAGAGAAACUGCCCUGAAUGAAAGCCAAGAAACAUCACUCAUCAGUAAUCAAUUAGAAGGUCAUGUGGUGCAGUACUAUGGAAGCAUAUCAGUAGGAGUGUCAGGCGAUGUGACACACAUUGAGCAUGCUGUCUCAGCAGUUCUCAGUCAGAAUAGAGAACCUGUAACAGUCACACUUGUUACUGGUGAAAUUGGUGUUCAAGCUCUUCUGAAAAGUAACAGGAAGAUGUUGCUCAGCCACAGCUACACCGAGAUUUCGUCAUGCGGGCGGAGGAAUGAUCUGCUUGAAUACUUUGCCUACAUUGCAGGGGACACCAGUUGCACCAUAUCUCUUCACUUCACUUGCUAUGUUUUCCGAGCUAAAACAGUGGAACAGUCAAAGGAAAUUCUGCUGACAUUAGCUGAUGGCUUCCAUAGAACACAUUGGGCAGUAUAAUAGUAGCUUGUUGUAAUGAAGGUUACUGAUGUAAUUAUAUUCUUUGUGACUUUAGAUAUGUAUGUAGUAUUUUUCUAGGUGGUACUGGAUUGUUUCUUAAAAUUUGGUGCCUUUCUGACUGAGAAUUUUUGUGCAUGACAGAAAGUACUACUCCAUCUAUUGUAAUCUUUUAUGUCUUGCAUUUGUAAAUUGGUUUAGAAUAAGAUAGCUUACCUGUUUUGUGUGAAACUAUGUACAGAGAAACCCUGGUCAUCUAGCACACAUUGGGAACUCCAUGUGCUGGUCACUUGAACUUAAUGAUGCUUGAGCAUCAGUACAGAAACUAAUUAUUUUGUAUCACUCUACGUAAAGCUAUUUUGUUGAUCAACUGCUCAUGUAGAUCCAGCAGUGUAUUCUGAUUACUGAUUAAAGUUACUACAAAGGGGAGAUGACGGGAUAUGACAGCUGAAAAGUGCCAAUAUUUAUUAGACAGAUUACAGUGUCUUAUUUUAAUUCCAUCUCUAUCACCACAAUACUGUUAGUAGCAAUAGAGCUGCAAUUUGUGUGUUAACCAUAUCAAGGGUUGGUUAUGUUAAUCAUCAGAUUAAAAUUGACAAAUGACCAUAUAUAUAUAUAUAUAUA
This is a messenger RNA of Portunus trituberculatus (swimming crab), 2037 nucleotides long. RefSeq lists its product as uncharacterized. NCBI's taxonomy places the organism in Eukaryota, Metazoa, Arthropoda, Malacostraca, Decapoda, Portunidae. Bases 121 to 1416 code for a protein of 431 amino acids. The record is from RefSeq and is a predicted model, not a curated record. Gene Ontology annotation, molecular function: protein binding. The transcript has 12 exons.